Messenger RNA from Carica papaya (papaya), 1306 nucleotides. RefSeq names its product phosphatidylinositolglycan-like protein. Gene Ontology annotation, cellular component: glycosylphosphatidylinositol-N-acetylglucosaminyltransferase (GPI-GnT) complex. Lineage: Eukaryota; Viridiplantae; Streptophyta; Magnoliopsida; Brassicales; Caricaceae. Gene Ontology annotation, biological process: GPI anchor biosynthetic process. The record is from RefSeq and is a predicted model, not a curated record.
AUUGUCACCAAAUUAAAGACAGAACAAAAAGAAUUUACAUUUUCUGCACAGCUAACACUUUUUCUCGGCCCUCUUCACUGUUUUUUUCUUAACAGAAAAAGAAGCUCUACAUUCCUGUUCUUCAUACUCCAACCUAAGCAUUACAUACUCUUAUCUUCCCUUAAUUUUUGUUUUGUUUAACCUACCAAUUUUAAUUAUUUCGUAUUGGGUUUUCUAAGAAGCUGAUCGUAAUUUCGAAAAUCAAUGGUUUUUCUGGCUUCCAUAAAUUCCAAAUAACUCAUGCGCGCCAGCUGUUCGACGAUAGUUUGCAAUGGAACUCUGUGCUUGAGAUAUGCGAAUUCAACGUCAAAUCCAAAUCUUCUUUUCGUUCCCUUCCGUAAUCCCAAAUUCUUUUAGAUUUUAGCUUUUAACAGCUUGUCUGUUGUUUGAUAUCCUUCUCUUCUCUAAGUAUAGACAUCUAUAGUAGAGGCCUUUGGUUAUUGAAGUUACAAGCAUUCUCAGAUGGUUAAAUUCUCACUGGCUACUAAGCGAUACACUUACAUCCAAGACUGCAAGUGGCCUCUUGAAGUCAUUGACACCCACCAUGUUAUCCUCCGCAGAAGCCGUGGAAAGAGUUUCUUUUCUUUCCUCAUCGCUAUUAUUAUUUUAGGAAAUUUUUUAUCUCUUUCCCUACUUCAGGACAAGUUGCAUGCGGUUGCUAUUGGGAGCUUCCUGUUAAGUGGAUUUUUGCUGACAUUACUUCUUUGGAAGCCUGUUAAGAAAGAGUCUGUUAUAAUUAUGCCAGCUUUUGGAGUUCAACUUGAAACACACUAUUUAAGUGGAAGAAUAAUUCGUCGAUUUGUUCCCAUCGACAAUAUCUUGAAGCCUGUUUUACUAGAAUGUGUGACUCCAAUAACAUGUUACUGGAGCCUGUCUUUGAUUGUACGCGGGCAGGAAGAACUUAUGUUGGUAUUUAAGUUCGUCCACCGGUGAAGAUGUUGGUUCCCAUCUGGAAGGCCUUGUGCUCGGCUACUGAUGGUAACAAAAGUUCAGCGGCAGUUGAAUGACCAGUUUCAGUCAACUAUUUCACCCACCAGCUUGCAAGUUGAUAGGCAAGAGAGCAAGCCUGAAAUAUGGAUAAGUUGAGGUGAUCCUUGGAAGUACAAGGCAUUUAUCGCCAAUUUCUUAGAUUUUGUUUCUAUAUGAAAGGCCUGUUUUAUUUUCUAGAGGAAGUGAAAUUUUGUUAGGAGCCUAUCACUUUUGCACUGAUCUGGAAGGGAUAUUUUCCCUGACCUUUAUAAGCUAAUAGAAUGACUCUUUUGCUAUC